GGGAGAGCAAGAGAGGGCGGGGSAGGAGCGUGUGAUGUAACCUCUGACUCCGGCAAAGUUGUCCGACAAUCCCGCGGUGCCUGCCGCUCCUGGCGGGAUUUUGCGGCCGCCGCUGGGACACUGAAAGAGAGGCAGGAAGGUCCAGAGGGGUGUGAAGAUCCAGCACGACUGUGGGAGACCCGGCAGGUGAUGCUCUCGCCUCCCUUGUGAGAAGAAGCUGAGCGCAGUCCGCAGUGUCCUGUUUGCCGCUCUGACCUGGGGCCAGCCCUGGACCAAGGGAUGCUCGGAGCCGAAUGCGCUGCUGCGGUGAACUUCCAAGCGCCAUUGAAAACAUCUCCCUGCUAAAGGAGAGAAGAGGAGAACGAUCAUAAUAUAUAACUUGUGAUGGCUUCAACUUGGCAGAAAACUCAGGAGUUCUACAGAUGGGUCCUUGAAAGUGGAGAUCCAAGGACAGACCCAUGGCUGCUGGUCUAUUCUCCAGUCCCUGUCACCCUUGUCUUUGUGUCCUACCUCUUGGUGGUGGCGCUGGGACCCUCCUGCAUGCAUCAGCGGAGGCCGCUGGAGCUGCGGGCUCUGCUGGUCACCUACAACCUGGCCAUGGUGGCAUUAUCCAGCUACAUGUUUUAUGAGUUUCUGGUCACUUCAGUCUUGGCCAACUACAGCUAUCUGUGCCAGCCAGUGGAUUACAGCCGGAGUGAGCUGGGAAUGAGGAUGGCAAGAGUGUGUUGGUGGUUCUUCUUCUCCAAAGUCAUCGAGCUGCUGGAUACGGUUUUCUUAAUUCUGCGCAAGAAACAAGAGCAGGUGACUUUUCUGCACGUGUACCACCACGGCUCUAUGAUCUUCAACUGGUGGUCAGGGGUCAAAUAUGUGCCUGGAGGACAAGCCUUCUUUAUUGGGAUGCUGAACUCCUUUGUCCACAUCUUCAUGUAUGGCUACUAUGCCCUGGCCAGCCUGGGACCGCGGAUGCGCCGGCACCUGUGGUGGAAGCGUUACCUGACCAUCCUGCAGCUGUGCCAAUUUGUGGCCGUUGCUGUUCAUUCUUCCUACAACCUCUUCACAGAGUGCCCGUUCCCUGAUGGCUUCAACAUUGCAGUCUUCCUCUACACCCUCAGCCUCCUGGCUCUCUUCCUACACUUCUACUAUCAGACCUACCUUAGGGGAAAGCGGGACAAGCUGACCUAAAGGAAAUCAAAGAGGACAGCGAGCACAGUCUGAUGAAUGUGCACRUUCUCUGCUGCUUGUGGCAUGGUUUCAUGCAGAAAAUGUGUUUGGUGGGUGCGUGUGAGGCUCAUGUCUUGCCUUCAAAUAUCCCAGGUUAGGGAGAAAAAAGGACUGAUGUWAACUCAGGGACUGAGGAACUGAGGAGCACACUUAAUUAAGCUAAGGCCAAGCUAAACCAAGUGGUCACCAGCAUAGCAGGCUUUGGGACAUUUGUGUGAGAAGGUCGUUUUCCCUUCCAUCUUUUAGCUCAGUGUCCAAGGUCUCUCAGCCAACUACAAUUCCUUGCCUCUGUUCUUAGCUUAUAGAGAGUUUCUUUGCAUCCACAGAGCUAUCUYAGCUAGGUGUUGUAGAUCAGACAGCCUGGAAAUGCCCAGGUAGCAGCAGCAGCCAGGAAUCCACGAGGACUGCAGGRUGCACUCCCCUGGACACUGCAUCCCACCCUGUCCUGCUAAGGAAGCUCCUGCUAGAACUGGGAGGUCCCUGAUGGUUUAACUUUGUAYCAAUGUAGGCAGGAAGAAAAUUGGACAUCAGGUUAUCCGGCUGGACAGAUGUCUUCACUGUCCUGAAGGUAAAAAAGGCAUUAUUAGCACUUCCAUUCCAAUAAGAAACUAGUGCAGUAAGAAUCACCAUGUCCCAUUUUCUGGAAUGCUUUUUUAUUUGCCUUUGGUUGCUCUCAUGACAAUAGAGGAUUUUACUGUAWGAAGAUACUUGUUAUUGCUCCUUAYAAAUGCCAUAAUUGAACUAGAAAGAAUAGAUKGAUGUUCCUUAUUCAUAACUCUUUUCCUCCAAUUUGAUAUUAUUUUUAAUACUGCUGUUUUUAAGCAUAAAGAGUUAACAAUACCAUAAACAACUACCUCCACUACCUAAUAGUAUAAGAAUUAAUGCAAAAGAUAUCAAAUUAUUUCAUUGGGUAGUCCAAAGCUGCAUAGCCUCACUGAUUUUAAUACAUCACUAAUUUGCUUCCUUUUUGCUCUUAAAUCAAUUAUAACUACAAUUUGGCACUUAUAUUCAUCUGCAGACUGUUAAAUACUGUUGAAGUUUUGAUGUGGUAGUGCUUUGAAAAUCCUAAUUAAACUACAAAGUGGUAAUUAUUGAUUGAAUUCUGCUCAGUUGAUUAAACCAGGUAUUACAGAGUAGUGGUAUUUUGUGAAACACRACUGUGUUGAAGGAGCGGGUUAGAACUAGUGAUGUGGUGCAUUGCCAUUGCCAAGCCAAAUCCACCUCUGAUGUAAAGAAGUCCAACUGCACUGAGAAUGUCCAGAGGACUAGAGCUUGCCUGAACCAGGCAAAUGGAUGUGCCUCAAAAAGCCCUGUAUGCCCUAYACCGAUCUAGAGUUGAAU
Molecule: messenger RNA, 2562 nt
Organism: Malurus melanocephalus (red-backed fairy wren)
Lineage: Eukaryota; Metazoa; Chordata; Aves; Passeriformes; Maluridae
Product: elongation of very long chain fatty acids protein 4-like
Exons: 9
Coding region: 385-1182 (265 amino acids)
Biological process (GO): fatty acid elongation, polyunsaturated fatty acid; very long-chain fatty acid biosynthetic process; sphingolipid biosynthetic process
Cellular component (GO): endoplasmic reticulum membrane
Molecular function (GO): fatty acid elongase activity
Source: RefSeq, a predicted model, not a curated record